Oncorhynchus keta (chum salmon) is the source of this 1911-nucleotide messenger RNA. Its product is annotated as epithelial splicing regulatory protein 1-like. Gene Ontology annotation, cellular component: ribonucleoprotein complex; nucleoplasm. The transcript is spliced from 5 exons. NCBI's taxonomy places the organism in Eukaryota, Metazoa, Chordata, Actinopteri, Salmoniformes, Salmonidae. Gene Ontology annotation, biological process: regulation of RNA splicing. Bases 1 to 1101 code for a protein of 366 amino acids. Gene Ontology annotation, molecular function: mRNA binding. The record is from RefSeq and is a predicted model, not a curated record.
AUGUCUUUUCUGCUGCAGGUGUACAAGGCAACAGGAGAAGACUUCCUUAAGAUAGCAGGCGGUACCUCCAGUGAGGUGGCGUUGUUUCUGUCUCGAGAGGACCAGGUGAUUGUCAGGAUGAGAGGUCUUCCCUUCACUGCCACACCUGACCAGGUGCUGGCCUUCUUCUCCCAAGGGGAGGGGCCUAAAGAGGCGUGUCCUGUCAGUGGUGACAAGGAAGGUAUCCUAUUUGUGCGUUUCCCUGAUGGAAGGCCGACAGGCGACGCCUUUGUCCUAUUCGCCAGUGAGGAGCAUGCUCAGUGCGCUCUCAGGAAGCACAAAGACAUCCUGGGAAAGAGAUACAUUGAGCUGUUCAAGAGCACCGCCGCUGAGGUGCAACAGGUGUUGAACAGGUACACGUCAGCCCCUCUGAUCCCCGUGGCUCCAGCCCCCCUGGUGUCAAUGUUGCCCUCUGUGUCUCUGUUGCCCUCUCCUGGUGGUGUGAGGGACUGCCUCAGGCUGAGGGGGCUGCCCUACACCGCCACCAUAGAGGACAUACUGGCCUUCCUAGGAGAAUACACACACGACAUCAGACCACACGGAGUACACAUGGUGGUCAACCAACAGGGUCGUCCGUCAGGGGACUGUUUCAUCCAGAUGUGUUCAGCAGAGCGGGCUUUCUCUGCCUCCCAGCGGGUCCACAAGCAGGUGAUGUCUGGUCCGGGCCAGGCUGGCAAGCGAGGGGUUAACAGCCGCUAUGUGGAGGUGUUCCCCUGUAGCGCUGAAGAGAUGGGUCUGGUGUUGAUGGGAGGCUCCCUCUCACACACACACAUUCACACACACACCCGGACCAGGAGUGGGACAGGGCUCAGCCCGCCGCCAUGUCUGUCUCCUCCCUCCUACUCCUUCCCACCCAUCCCUUCCAUCAUGUCGGCUGAGGCUGCCGGCCUCUUCCCUCCCAUUGGGCAGGUGAUGCUGAGUCCCCGCCCCCUAGGACCUGGACACGCCUACUACCCAGCUAGCACUCAGCUCUACAUGAACUACACUGCAUACUAUCCCAGCAUUGAAGUUCAUUUGGAUGUGAUAUCCCUGACAGAAAAACCACAUGGAGUUCACAUGUGAACACGUGACGUUUUCCAAAAGCACGUUUUCAUGUGAUCUUAUAUGAAGUUAAUGUGACAACAUGUAAAGCAACAUGUGAUAACAUGAAACUACAAGUGAAAACACAUGAAGUGUUACAAAAAACACAUUUUCACAUGAUUUUCCACAUUGUGAAAUUGUGUGGUUUUUCCUUAACGGAUAAUUACUGUAUGACUCUAAGCACACACACCUCAUGGCAUUUCAGGAUGUAUAAUGCUGUGUUUGUUAAGGCCUCUCCAACUCACUCCUUAUAUCUCCCCCUCUUUCUCUCCUCCCUUCUCCCUCUCGUCUCACACUCUCUUCUCACUCUCUUCUCCCUCUCUCCUCUCUUCACCCUCUCUCUCCUGUCUUCUCACUCUUUUCUCCCUCUCUCCCUCCUCUCUUCACCCUCUCUCUCUCCUCUCUUCUCACUCUUCUUACUCUCUCUCCUCUCUUCUCACUCUCUUCUCCCUCUCUCCUCUCUUCACCCUCUCUCUCCUGUCUUCUCACUAUUUUCUCCCUCUCCCUCCUCUCUUCACCCUCUCUCUCUCCUCUCUUCUCACUCUCUUCUUACUCUCUCUCCUCUCUUCUCCCUCUUCUCCCUCUCUCCCUCCUCUCUUCACCCUCUCUCUCUCCUCUCUUCUCACUCUUCUCCCUCUCUCCCUCCUCUCUUCACCCUCUCUCUCUCCUCACUCUCUUCUUACUCUCUCUCCUCUCUUCUCACUCUUCUCCCUCUCUCCCCAUCUCUUCACCCUCUCGCUCUCCUCUCUUCUCACUCUCUUCUUACUCUCCCUCCUCUCUUCUCACUCUUCU